Miscanthus lutarioriparius is the source of this 201-nucleotide messenger RNA. Lineage: Eukaryota; Viridiplantae; Streptophyta; Magnoliopsida; Poales; Poaceae. The record is from the annotation of a GenBank genome assembly.
AUGGGGCGAUCGCCGUGCUGCGAGAAGGAUGGGCUCAAGAAGGGGCCGUGGAUGCCCGAGGAGGACCAGAAGCUGCUCGCCUACAUUGAGCAGCACGGCCACGGCUGCUGGCGCUCGCUGCCCGCCAAAGCCGGGCUGCAGCGGUGCCGCAAGAGCUGCUGCCUCCGUGAUCGGCAGGUCAAGAACUCACUAGCAUCCUAG